AUGGCCCCGGUAGCAAUUGAUUCGCCUGCGGCACCACCAAAGGCACCACCAAAGGUUGUGGGACCUGCGACCAAAAAGGCCACACGUCCAAGUACCCAGAUUCCUCAAUCUAUGAUCGACGAGGCACGGAAGGUGACCAAGGAGUCCUUUGACCCUAGCAAGCACCUGGAUUACAAUUACAAAUAUCCUAAGCGGAUCUACACGAUGGAGGAGAUUGGUCUUGAGAACCAGGGUAUCUCACCGAACGCGGCCUCUGAGCCAUUUCCCCUAUUCACUGAAAAUGCCAUCAGGCAGAUAAGAGCAGAAGUCUUUAGCGAAGAGUCCCUUAGGGACUGCCAGUACACCUCGACCUUUGCCAAAAAUAUGAUCCGAGGCAUGGGCCCUGCACGGGCUCCGUUUACCUACACUGCUUGGAGUCAUCCCGAGGUUGUUGCCAGACUCUCUGAGGUUGCGGGUGUUGACCUCGUCCCUCACAUGGACACUGACAUCGCACAUGUCAACGUCUCAUUUGAUGAUGGGAGCACUACUGCUAUACAAAAUCAGAAUGGCGCUGAUGAUGAUGGAACGUCCGCUUUUGCUUGGCACUAUGACAGCUUCCCCUUCGUGUGUGUGAUGAUGCUCUCGGAUUGCACUGGCAUGGUUGGCGGAGAGACCGCACUCCGGAAACCCAAUGGAGAUGUCAUCAAGAUUCGCGGACCAAGAAUGGGAACUGCUAUGAUGCUGCAAGGACGAUACAUCGAGCACCAGGCCCUCAAGGCCCUCGGUGGCCGCGAGCGAAUCAGCAUGGCCGCUUGCUUCCGGCCCAGGUCUCCUACAAUGAAGGAUGAGACUGUCUUGGCUAGUGUGCGGGGUAUUAGUGAUCUGGAACUCCUUUACACACAGUACACAGGGUACAGACUGGAGCUGCUUGAGGAGCGUAUUAGAAUCAUGUUGAAAGAAGAACGACGUCGCCAGGUCGCAAAGCGUCCGUUUAAUCUUCCUGAAAUUAGGAAUUUUCUCACCGAGCAGAAGGAGUUCUUGGAGUCUAUGCUCGAGGAGCUGCUUGAGGUGGAGAAUUAG
Molecule: messenger RNA, 1059 nt
Organism: Aspergillus chevalieri
Lineage: Eukaryota; Fungi; Ascomycota; Eurotiomycetes; Eurotiales; Aspergillaceae
Exons: 3
Coding region: 1-1059 (352 amino acids)
Source: RefSeq, a predicted model, not a curated record